UCUGUUUGAGAGAGUGUCCAGAGACCAGAGCGAAGGUCACUCCUUCAAGGUGGAGGUCUCGUACAUGGAGAUCUACAACGAGAAAGUCUGAGAUCUGCUGGAUCCCAAAGGGAGCAGACAGUCACUGAAGGUACGAGAACAUAAAGUCUUGGGUCCGUAUGUGGACGGUCUGUCUCAGCUGGCUGUGAUGAGUUUCGAGGACAUUGAGUCUCUGAUGUCCGAGGGAAAUAAAUCCCGUACAGUAGCCGCUACAAACAUGAAUGAGGAGAGCAGUCGGUCACAUGGGGUCUUCAGUGUCAUCCUCACGCAGACGCUGUACGAUCUGCAGUCUGGGAACUCCGGUGAGAAGGUGAGCAAGAUCAGUCUGGUGGAUCUGGCCGGAAGUGAACGUGUGUCUAAGACCGGAGCUGCAGGAGAGAGACUGAAGGAGGGAAGCAACAUCAACAAGUCGCUGACCACACUGGGUUGUGUGAUCUCUGCUCUGGCCGAUCAGUCUGCAGGGAAGAGCAAAAACAAGUUUGUGCCGUACAGAGACUCAGUGUUGACGUGGCUGCUCAAGUUUGUGGUUCGUGUGUGGUUUGUUGUGUUUCAGGACAAUCUCGGUGGCAACAGUAAAACAGCGAUGAUAGCCACCAUCAGCCCAUCCGCCGACAACUACGAAGAGACGCUGUCCACGCUGCGCUACGCCGACCGAGCAAAGAGAAUCGUCAACCACGCUGUGGUCAACGAAGAUCCCAACGCCCGCAUCAUCCGAGAACUCCGAGAGGAGGUGGAGAAACUGAGGGUGCAGCUCUCUCAGGCCGAGUCUCUUAAAGCUCCCGAGCUCAAGGAAAAACUGCAGGAGUCGGAGAAACUCAUUCAGGAGAUGACGGUCACCUGGGAGGAGAAACUCAGAAAGACGGAGGAGAUCGCACAGGAGCGUCAGAAGCAGUUGGAGAGCAUGGGCAUCUCUCUGGAGUCUUCAGGAAUCAAGGUUGGAGACGACAAGUGUUUCCUGGUCAAUCUAAACGCUGAUCCGGCUCUAAAUGAACUGCUGGUUUAUUAUCUGAAGGAUCACACGCGUGUGGGUGCGGACACGUCUCAGGACAUUCAGCUCUUUGGUAUCGGGAUUCAGUCUGAACAUUCGGUGAUUGAGAUCUCGUCUGACGGAGACAUCGCUCUCACGCCAGUAAACAACGCCAGAACUUGUGUAAACGGCACAAUGAUCUACUCCAGAGUUCAUCUGUGGCACGGAGAUCGAAUCCUGUGGGGAAACAACCACUUCUUCAGGAUCAACCUGCCCAAACGCAAGAGACGUGAGCGUUUGAAGGAGAUGGAGAGAGACUCGCCCCGCGAGAGCUUCGUGGAGGUGGACGUGGAGACGGCCAGCGAGGCUUCCUCUGAACAGGACUGCAGCUACGAGUUCGCUCAGAUGGAGGUCAUGAUGAAGACUCUGGGGAGCAACGACCCCAUGCAGAACGUGGUGCAGGUUCUGGAGAAACAGUAUCUGGAGGAGAAGCGGUUGGCUCUGGAGGAGCAGCGGCUCGUGUACGAGCGUGAGCUGAAUUCUCUGAGACAGCAGCUGUCACCCGAGAAGAUCACGCAGCACCAGCGCAGCGGCAGCGACCGUCUGCCUCUCCCCACACACAACACACACAACAGGGUCAGACUGUGGACGGACGAGAGGGACGAGUUGUUUCGUCAGAGUCUCUGUCGACUCCGCGAGCAGGUGGUGAGAGCAAACGCUUUAGUGCGAGAGGCCAACUUUCUGUCGGACGACAUGAAGAAACUCACCGACUAUCAGGUGACCCUCCAGAUACCUGCUGCCAACCUCAGCGCCAACCGCAAGCGUGGAGCGAUUGUGAGUGAACCUGCUAUCCAGGUGCGGCGUAAGGCGAAGGGAACACAGGUGUGGACCAUCGAGAAAUUAGAGAACAAGUUAGUGGACAUGAGAGAACACUACAGAGACUGGAGAGAGAACACACAAGAAGUGGUGAACAGACUGCAUAAUAAAUCCGGAGAUCCGUUCUAUGAAGCUCAGGAGAAUCAUAAUCUCAUCGGUGUAGCUAAUGUCUUCCUGGAGUGUCUCUUUCACGACAUCACGCUUCAGUAUGCCGUUCCCAUCAUCAGCCAGCAGGGGGAGGUCGCAGGACGUCUGCACGUGGAGCUGCUGCGGGUGAGCGGAGCCGUACCCGAGCGUCCGGCGGCCGGAGACGAUUCAUCUGAGAACUCCAGCGAGAGCGGCGGCUGUGACAUCAUGGACAAUAAUGGAGAGAUUGUUCAUAUGGCCAAGAAGCUCACCUGCAGGGUGAGGAUCAGAGAGGCGACGGGUUUGCCUUUAAACCUGUCCAACUUUGUGUUCUGUCAAUAUAUGUUCUGGGAGCAGCCAGAGCCCACUGUAGCCCCGCCCAUGGUCAGCCCGGACACGCCCUCUCCUCGGACCCCUGACGCUGAGUUCACCGUGCGCUUUGAUCACUGCAGGGAUUUUGUGGUUUACGUGACGGAGGAGUUCCUUGAGUUUAUCUCCGAGGGCGCUCUGGCUAUAGAGGUGUGGGGUCAUCGGUUCGCAGGGAACGGACGCUCGCUGUGGGAACUGGACGCGCUGCAGGCCAAGACGCAGACGCUCAGAGACAGGUGGAGUGAAGUGUCUCGCAGUGUUGAAACGUGGGUCUCCGUACAGGAGCUGAACGAACAGGGCGAGUAUUCAUCUGUAGAGCUGCACCAGAAUAAAGACACCAGCACUGGAGGCGUGUUUCAGCUGAGACAGGGUCACUCUCGAAGGCUUCAGGUGUCUGUUAAACCGGUUCAGUGUUCUGGAACUUUACCUCUGCUAGUGGAAGCGAUUCUCUCCGUCUCUAUUGGCUGCGUAUCGGCUCGAUCCACUAAACUACAGAGACCGCUGGACAGCUAUCAGAGAGAGGAAGAGGAAGAUUUUGAUAGUUAUCAGGAGGAAGACCUGAACUGUGUGCGGGAUCGCUGGUCCGAAGCGCUCAUCAAACGCCGGGAAUAUCUGGAGGAACAGAUCAAGAAAAUCAUCAACAAAUCAGAGAAAUCUGAGGAAGAUGUGGAACGAGAAGCUCGACUGGUGGAGCAGUGGGUGGGUCUGACGGAGGAGAGGAACGCUGUACUGGUUCCAGCCCCUGGCAGUGGGAUACCCGGAGCACCUGCACACUGGGUUCCCCCUGCUGGCAUGGAAGAGCAUAUACCUGUGCUGUUCCUGGACCUGAAUGCGGAUAAUCUGAGCGUGAAUGGACAGUUGAUCGGACCUCAUGCUGCCGGAGUUAACUCCAUCCUCCCCAAAGAACACGGCAGCGCUUUCUUCUACCUGCCCAUCAUCAGACACAGCCAUGAUGAGGUGACCGCUGUGUGUUCGUGGGAUUCGUCCAUCCACGACUCCGUCCAUCUGAACCGCGUCACGGCGCCCCACGAACGCAUCUAUCUGAUCGUGAAGGUCACAGCGCAGCUCAGCCUCCCGGCCUCAAUGGAGCUGGUCCUGCGCAAGAGAAUGGCCGUCAACAUCUACAACAGACAGAGUUUCACUCAGAGUCUGAAGAGGAGGAUGUCUUUAAAGAACCUUCUGCACUCGUGUGGAGUCACGUAUGAGAUCGUGUCCAACAUACCGAAGGCGUCUGAGGAACCCGAGGAGCGCGAGACGCUGGCUUUGAUGGCGGCACGAGGGGACGGCGAGGAGACUUUGGAUGGUGAGACGUACAUCGAGAAAUACACCAGAGGAGUUCUGGAGGUGGAGAAUAUUCUGUGUCUGGAGAGACUCAGACAGGCGGUCAGUGUGAAGGAAGCUCUUUCUGUUAAAAACAGACACAUUCGCAGAAGUCUCAGCACUCCAAACGUACAGCACAAAUCAGACGUGCCGGGAUGUGAAGAUGAUGAAGUGAAGGGUCACUGUGCCGUUCAUGCAGACGUCUGUGAAGCCAGCGCACAAGAGUCAUCGCUCAACAAUAACAACACGAAAGACACGGCUGUCAGAAGCAGAGAGAAUCAUGGGUCGGUUACUGACAGUCCAACAAUCUUGAACUCCAGUCCAUUUAAAGUUCUGUCACCUCAGCCGCCCAAAUUCCUGAAAUCUCUCCUGCCAGUGAAAGAGGAGAGCAAAGCCAAACGCUCGCUGGAGUCACGACCGCUGCUGGGACACGAGAGCAUGCGCUGGUUUGUGGAAAGCAGCACGCUUGGCCUCACCGGCUCCAGACCCAGGGCACAGAGCGAGGGCCACGGCCCCAGUGACAUCAUCAGUGACAUCAUCAGCAUGAGAGCCAAUCACAGAAAGCCCAGACUGAGCACAGAUCUCACUCAUACACUGCCACACGCUGCUGAUUCAGAGGAGGAGGAGUCUGAUUCAGCCUUCAGCAUCCCAGGUCCCGGCUCUCCACAGCUCCAGAACUUCAAGCCUUACGUCCCAGAGGAUUUCGCAAAUUUUGAGGUGUACAAUGCCACUCUGGAGACCCCGGAGGCCGGCGUGUGCGCGUCUGAGGAGAAAGAGGUGUCCCGAAGUCCCACGGCCAGCAGCUGCACCAGCGGUUACGUCUCUCAUAGUGCCUCCACCGCCACUCUAUCAGACGUGCUCUUCAGCGGCAGCGAGAGCUGUGAUCAGAUCAACGCCAGAGACACCUCAGACCCUCAGGAACACACCAGAGGUCACGUGAUGUCGUUUUCGGUCCCCGCUCAGCGCUGUUCUCGUCGCAGAGACCGAUGCGUUCUGAGCGUCAGUCAAGAAUUCACAGACUUUAAGGUGGCAGAUGAUGGCGAGGGAAGAGAUCUCUGUGUUUUUGAGACAGGCUCUGACCCAACGUCCCAGAGUCAUCUCCACAAUGGAGAAGGAUCUCCGGAGCUGGGUUUGGAGGAUGCUGCAGACUCCAGCGAGGACGAGAACGCACCCGUGGUUCAGCUGCCCGACUGGAUGGCUCCCGGUGAGCAGGUGUGGGUGGGCGAGCGGAGCGGGGCGGUGCAUUAUGUCGGAGGGGUGGAGUUUGCCAAAGGCAUCUGGGUUGGAGUGGAACUGGAUCUCGCUGUGGGCAAACACAACGGUACCGUCCAGGGCAGGGUGUAUUUCCGCUGUGCCACAGGUCACGGGGUGUUCGUGAAGCCGUCCCGUCUCACCAGAGGACCCCCGUCCAUAGACCCAAAACACUGACUUGAACGCGAAGCGUGUCAUUUCUGAUGCUUUGAUAACCACCAGCACGGCAACAGCCUGGACAUCAUCCUCAUCCUUCUGUUCACAUCAGUGCAUCUCAACCUUAUUCUUCAACAAUAUUUCAUGCCCCCCUCCACUCACAAUUUCUGCCCAAUAUAAUAUUCUAGAACAUGUGUGAACAUGACAUACAGUACACGUAACCCAACACUAGACAUUUUUAGUUGUUCAUUUUAAAGCUGGUUUUGUCUUUUGUGACCCAGUCUGUGAAAUUCAGGCUAAAGUCUCUAAACCUGAUUUUGAGCGUCAGAUUUCAAGCAUUAAUUUAACUAUAAUCUCAGUCUGUGACAUGGUUUUACUCAGUCAAUAUGAAAGACAUCAAGGUUAUAUUCUCCGAAUGUUCUUUACAUUGUGUAGAAUGAUUUUAUGUAGAAAACAGUAAAUCACAAAAAAAUGACUUCGGGUCACAUUUUAAACCAUUUUAAGUCAUCUUGAGGUCCUUUAGUGCAGGGGUUUACAAACUGGAAUUCCCGGGGGGCCUCUAGUAGGUUGCAGGGGUCCCCAGGAAUUUCAGGGAAAAAGAUCAAGCAGAAAUUGUAAAAGUCUACUGAACAUUAUUAUUGUUAGUGUUUUUUUGAUUUUGUUCCUUGCACUUUCCUUGAGUUGCUACAGUGCAAAUGCAUUUAAUUAUCUAACAAGGGUAGCGAACUAUUUAAGUUUGGAAAAAAAUGUCUUUAUAAUACACUAUUACUCUUUAUACAUAAAAUGAUUUAAAAAUUAAGUUUGAAAAGGGGGGUCCUCACAAAAGAAAUGAAGUUUAAAAAGGGGGGUCCUCACAAAAGAAAAUAAGCUUGAAACGGGGGUCCUCACAAAAGGUUCAUCUUAUUUGGGUCUCCUUGGCAUCAUAGUUUAAAAACCCCUGCUUUAGGGGACACCGGACACGUGGUUGAGAAACACUGGGCUGUACAAUCGAUAUGUGUUGAUGUGUUGACUGAUUCUUGUCGUCACGUGGCAAUAAAUCGUGUGUGCGUGCGUACAGGUUUAUCUAUCGUUGUGGCGACUGAAACCAUGAAGAUGGGAAAUUGAUUCGUAAACGGGCUAAACAAUGUAUUUUUGAACACGUCUCAAGGCAAAAUCCUUGUGUGAGGUUUAGGGGAUAGAACGCACAGUUUGUACAAUAUAAAAGUCAUGUCAAUGGAGAAUGUCCUCACAAUGGACAGAAACCUAACGUAUGCGUUAAUGUCAUCUUUGAAUGUUGCUGAGUUGCACGAAUGUUUUAUAUCACAUUUAUAUCACGCUUUGAUACGACUGAAAUACUAAUGUCGCAUAAACUUUAUUUACCACUUCUUAUAGAACUAACUCUGUACACUAAACUCUGUCUAACAUCAGAACGUACUACUGUUUGUUUGUGUGCUGAUAUCAGUUGUUACCAAAGACAGCCUUUUAAAUCUGCUGUGCAAGCUCCCGAUGCUUCAAUCUUCUUUUUGUGUAGAUGACUUUGUUUAUUCCUGCGUUGAACAGAUUUCUGCUGAAAUGUUAAGUGCCACAUAGCCAUCAGAAUCAUGGUGGAUUUAUGAGUUGACAGCAGCUCUGUGUCGUGUUAUUGAUCCGUCAUGUACUGUAAAUGUGGAAGGACUGCUGUCUGAACGCUUGCACUGGAGGAACUCAAUCCUGGAUGCACAUUUGCGCUUUCCCAGAUGCUGUUUUCUUGAUCAAAUCCUUGACCGUCACUAAACCGAGAGAAGAGGAAAUGGCCUGAUGUACUGACACAACAUCUGUUUGUGUAUUUUACAUCUUAAUUGACUUCUAGGUUCACCCGCCUAAUACUGAAGCAUUUCAAUCCAUGUGUGUGUGUGUGUUUGACUGUCAGAUUUGUAUAGUUUGUGACACUAAAGCCAAUAUAAAUAUGUUUUCUAUAGAUGGAAGGAGGAUUAUGGGCUGUAGGCUGAAUAAUGAAAGCGUGUGAGCUGUGGAAUACAAACCCAACACCUUAAGACAAAGCAAUGCUGCUCUCCUUAACAAGGAGCUGUACAUAACAUGUAUGAACAUAGUAUUUACAGUGUUAUAAUGUACAGAACUGUAUUUAUAUUGUAUCUCUGCAAACUGUUGAUACAAAGAUGUUGUAGAAUACACAGCGAUU
Molecule: messenger RNA, 7262 nt
Organism: Triplophysa rosa
Lineage: Eukaryota; Metazoa; Chordata; Actinopteri; Cypriniformes; Nemacheilidae
Gene: kif13a
Product: kinesin family member 13A
Exons: 35
Coding region: 188-5125 (1645 amino acids)
Biological process (GO): regulation of protein localization; microtubule-based movement
Cellular component (GO): adherens junction
Molecular function (GO): microtubule motor activity; microtubule binding; cell adhesion molecule binding
Source: RefSeq, a predicted model, not a curated record